AUGUCAAGAGAUAUUAUGUGGGCAGAGCAGAGAAUGAAACGAUACUACAACAGAUCAAAAACUUUUAACAUCAAGAGCAAGCGACCAAGCAACAAGCUCGACAUAGUCAAAUUUAGACUAUUCACGAUUAAGGAAAAACUCGCUAAUGAUAACUAUAAACUCCAAUUACCAGCCAGAAUGCGCAUACACCCAAUAUUUCAUAUCUCAUUACUGGAACCUACAAAAAACCCAGAAAACAGUGAUGAAGAAGCAGAUAAAGAAGAAUACAAAGUUGAGAAACUACUUGAAAGAAAGUUAGAAAAGAGACAAAUCUAUUAUUUGGUUAGAUGGAAAGGAUACGGACCAGAGGACGAUACAUGGGAACCUAUUAGGAAUUUGAAUUGCCCUGAGAAGAUUCGGGAAUUCCGGCAAUCAGUUGGUCAAGGAAAGAAUUAUCCAGGACGGAAGGAUCGAAAGCCUCGAUAUCAGCAGAAGAAGGAAAUUCAAAAGCAGCAGUUAAGUUUUGACGAGCUCUAA
Molecule: messenger RNA, 516 nt
Organism: Talaromyces stipitatus ATCC 10500
Lineage: Eukaryota; Fungi; Ascomycota; Eurotiomycetes; Eurotiales; Trichocomaceae
Product: chromobox protein, putative
Exons: 2
Coding region: 1-516 (171 amino acids)
Biological process (GO): negative regulation of transcription by RNA polymerase II; chromatin organization
Cellular component (GO): pericentric heterochromatin
Molecular function (GO): chromatin binding
Source: RefSeq, a predicted model, not a curated record